Molecule: messenger RNA, 809 nt
Organism: Pecten maximus
Lineage: Eukaryota; Metazoa; Mollusca; Bivalvia; Pectinida; Pectinidae
Product: fucose mutarotase-like
Exons: 7
Coding region: 185-631 (148 amino acids)
Biological process (GO): fucose metabolic process
Molecular function (GO): racemase and epimerase activity, acting on carbohydrates and derivatives; fucose binding
Source: RefSeq, a predicted model, not a curated record
CACCAAGACAGAUAAACACCACUUAUGGUAUAGAGAUAAGUCGUGAAGGCAAUACCUUGACCUGCCUCUACCUAUUGACAGGUAUUCGGAUUAUCAACUCGGAGAGGCAACAAGGUCAAGACAUCUUCAGGAUUUCCCAAAGCCCCUUCAACAUUCUACAAGGUCAGCAAGCGAUAAGAACACGAUGCCAUUAAAGAAUAUUCCGAAGAUAUUGAGUCCAGAUCUGUUACACGUGUUAGCUGCUAUGGGCCAUGGCGAUGAAAUAGUGCUUGUAGAUAUAGGGUUUCCUACAAACUCAGUUUGCAAGAACGGGCCGAGGGAAAUUCGUGCAGAAGGUGUAGAUGGCCCAACAAUGCUGGAUGCUGUCUUGGAACUUUUCCCACUAGACGUGUACGUGGACAAACCGGUAGCGUUUAUGGAUCUACUACCGGUUGACAAGGCUCGUAACUACCCGUGUCUCGUCAAGGACAAAUUCCGGACACUGGUAAACAAACAUGAAGGCAGAGAAGUGGGAAUUGAAACCAUGGAGCGUACAAGUUUUUACGAACGAUGUAAAAAGGCAUAUGCCAUCGUACAUACAGGGGAGACAACUCUGUAUGGUCAUGUCAUCUUAAAGAAAGGAAUUGUGUAAUAGCCUAAAUCACAGUAACUUAAUCCUCCGUCCAGGCAACGCUCUUUGAAGCCAGGCGUUUUUGAAAAUACUUUUUGAACUGGUCAACGUCUGUGCGAAUAUCGUAAAAUUUCUGUUUUGACAUUCUUAUACCAUUAAAAAAACCCCGGAUGAUUCAUUUUUCAUCCAUUUCAACAAA